Messenger RNA from Sitodiplosis mosellana (orange wheat blossom midge), 1870 nucleotides. RefSeq lists its product as uncharacterized. The transcript is spliced from 2 exons. The record is from RefSeq and is a predicted model, not a curated record. The coding region runs from base 62 to 1570 and encodes 502 amino acids. Gene Ontology annotation, molecular function: protein binding. NCBI's taxonomy places the organism in Eukaryota, Metazoa, Arthropoda, Insecta, Diptera, Cecidomyiidae.
AUUCAGUUGUCAUUUUUUCCAUUGGAGCCAGUGUCGGUCGUAAUUGAAUCGUAUUAUUGAAAUGUUCAAUGUCAAUUAUUUUUCGGUGUUGUUAAAAAUGAGCGACCGAAAAAGUGGAUCAAAGAGACGAAAAUUGGCGAAAAGUGAAAGUGGAAAUUUCUCGAAUCGCCGAGAAGACCGGAGAAAUAACGAGCUAGCAAUUGUUGACUUGUACCGAGAGCAACCCGUACAAAUGUUCCCGUUGAAUAUCGAUUGUUUUGAUGAAAUUUUUGACUAUUUAUCAUUGAAAGACUUGCAUCAUUUUGCGCAAACAUGCAGUGCAAUGCAAAAAGUGUGCGGCGAAUAUUUUAAAUUCAAUUUUUUCGCCAAUGAUUACUAUCGAAUCGAAGGUGAUGGAAUUUACACAACAUACUCCAGUCAAAGUGGUGCCUUUAAUGAAUGCAUCCGCAUUUCGGCGUUCAGUCAAUUCAUCAUGCAACUUGAACACUACAUGGACACAUUUGAACCGCUUUACUACAUAAAUUCACACAUAGAUCAAUAUUCGUCGCUCAAACAAAUCGGUUUUUCGUGCAUCAAUUUGAAUGGCCCCGAAUAUGAAUGCAUCCAGGAAUUGUUGGCCAAGGUUGAAAUCGUUCAAAUUUGGAUCUGUGCACUCGAUGGCGACUUUUACGAUUGCUUGAAAUUUUGCCGUAAUUUAAAACACUUUAGUAUUCGUUAUUGUGAUAUCGUGUGUUCUCAAAUGCUUGAAGACGGUGUGCGAACACUUCAAUAUCCAUGGUUAACGCAGGAGUAUCCAAAACUGGAGCAUUUGGAAUUGAUCCCAUUUAAGAAAUUGCAAAUUGAUGAGCUCAGCAUGUUUUUUGCAUGCAAUUCACAUGUGCAGAGUUUUUCAACCAGCGGUCAAUGCCUUUGGGUCAAUCGGAAUGUACUUCUGAAGUCAGCAGCGCACCUGGAUAAAUUGGAAAUUCGUAUGAUCGAAGUGAAAAUGGCACCAACAGAUGAAUUUGGUGUACCGGAAACUAGAAUGCAAGCAAUUUGUACGCUUGUUAAUCAGCUGCACGAACAUGGAUUCUUUCGACGAUUGCAUUUUUACAUCAAUGAUGAUGAACAAAUACCAAGCAUCGAUGAAUUGGCUUCCGUGGCUGGCCUCGAAAAAUUGUGCAUCCGUAAAUUUAAAAAAGAUUACAGUUUAGUACCAUUGACCAAUGUAAGGGAAUUAGUGAUUUGGGAAGGGGCCAAAAAUAUCGACUUAGAAGCCCUAGCCAAUAAGUGCGUCAAAUUGGAACGACUCUAUUUUGGAUCACACACUAUUGACCAUCUACUACCGUUCAUUCGUCGCUCGGCCAAAUUAAACAAAGUCAAAGCGUUUUCCAAAAUUAAAACCAAUUUCAGCAUUGCCAUAUCAAAUCUGAAUGCACAGAGGGAAAAAUUAGCUGGUGCCCACAAACUCAUCAUUUACGUCCCAGACAACAUUUUCUUGGCAACAAAGUGGACUGCCCGAAACGGUGAUGUCAAUUUGAGCCUGGUUGAACUGCGACGAGGUGAUUCGUAUGAGUUCACCAUUUCUUGAAAGAAAGACAAUUUUUUGUUUUUUAUUUUUUUAAGUGUUGGUUUUUUUAUUAUCAAGAAUGUUUAUUUUUCUUUGUCUUUUAUUUUAAAACAAAUUUUUCUUUGAAACAAUGGCAAAUUUUUCCAUUAAAAAUCAAAAAGUGCUCAAAAGUAUGACUUGAAUCCUCAAUUUUUGAGCCACAUACAAAAUACAAUUCGAGAGAAACAAUGUGAUACGAUUUUAAUCCUCAAAUUUAUGGGCAAAUCCAGAUAUUUUUCUAAUCUUAUUUAAAUAAAAGCAAUUUUUUGGUUGUUGGCAUUA